Molecule: messenger RNA, 1194 nt
Organism: Mucor velutinosus
Lineage: Eukaryota; Fungi; Mucoromycota; Mucoromycetes; Mucorales; Mucoraceae
Exons: 4
Coding region: 1-1194 (397 amino acids)
Biological process (GO): positive regulation of RNA polymerase II transcription preinitiation complex assembly
Cellular component (GO): proteasome regulatory particle, base subcomplex; cytosolic proteasome complex
Molecular function (GO): ATP hydrolysis activity; proteasome-activating activity; ATP binding
Source: RefSeq, a predicted model, not a curated record
AUGUCUAGUUCCUCAAAUCAACCAGAGCAAGAUCCCAAAACAAAAGCCUUGAACGGUUACAGAAGGAGACUCUUGGAGCACCGUGAACUGGAUGCUAAAUUGAAAGAAAUGCGUCUUGGUUUAAGAACACUUGAUAAAGAAUACGACAAAUCUGAAGACGACAUCAAGGCACUGCAAAGUGUUGGCCAAGUUAUCGGUGAAGUAUUGAAGCAAUUGGACGAUGAGCGUUUCAUCGUCAAAAACACAAGCGGCCCUCGUUAUGUUGUAGGAUGUCGUAAUACAGUUGAUAAAGAAAAGUUAAAGCAAGGUGCUCGUGUCGCUCUUGAUAUGACUACCUUGACCAUCAUGCGCAUUUUACCUCGUGAAGUUGAUCCCCUCGUAUACAACAUGUCAAUGGAAGAUCCUGGAGAUAUCAGUUUUGCAGGUAUUGGUGGUCUUUCAGAACAAAUUCGUGAGCUUCGAGAAGUCAUCGAGCUACCAUUGAUGAAUCCUGAGCUGUUUUUGCGUGUUGGUGUCAAGCCUCCCAAGGGUGUUUUGUUAUAUGGUCCUCCUGGUACUGGUAAAACCUUAUUAGCAAAGGCCGUUGCUAGUACACUUCAAGUCAAUUUUCUCAAAGUGGUUUCCAGUGCUAUUGUCGACAAGUAUAUUGGUGAAAGUGCUCGAUUGAUCAGAGAGAUGUUUGGCUAUGCAAAGGAGCAUGAGCCUUGUAUUAUCUUUAUGGAUGAAAUUGAUGCUAUUGGUGGUCGUCGUUUCUCUGAAGGUACUUCUGCCGAUCGUGAAAUCCAACGUACGUUGAUGGAAUUGUUGAAUCAAAUGGACGGCUUCGAUUAUCUUGGACAAACAAAAUUGAUCAUGGCUACAAAUCGACCCGAUACACUCGAUCCUGCAUUGCUUCGACCAGGUCGUCUUGACAGAAAGAUUGAAAUUCCCUUACCCAACGAGCAAGGUCGCUUGGAAAUCAUGAAGAUUCAUGCUGGUCAUAUUACAAAGCAUGGUGAUAUAGAUUACGAAGCUAUUGUCAAGCUUUCAGACGGUUUCAAUGGUGCUGAUUUGAGAAAUGUGUGUACAGAAGCAGGCAUGUUUGCUAUCAGAGAAGAGCGUGAUUACUGUAUUCAAGAGGAUUUCAUGAAGGCAGUAAGAAAGGUGCAAGAUGCAAAGAAAUUGGAGACCAAGUUAGACUAUGAAAAGAUUUAA